This is a messenger RNA of Caenorhabditis angaria, 1550 nucleotides long. The record is from the annotation of a GenBank genome assembly. Lineage: Eukaryota; Metazoa; Nematoda; Chromadorea; Rhabditida; Rhabditidae.
AUGUCAACCGGUGAUGAUGAAGAUGAUUCUGAUAGGUUUGUUUUACUGUUGAUAAAAUUACUGUAGCUUUUCUUUCAGAAAUUCAAUUUAUUUUUCAACUAUUCGAUCUCGACAUGCUGAUUUUUUCAAAUCUUCUAGAUUAACUCUUCCGAUUAAAAAUCUGAAGAAAAAUCCGGUUCGAUAUUCUGCACAUACUUCAACUUCGACAACAGAUGGGUAAGAUAUUUUUAUUUUCAUCAAGAACAAAAACAAAAAUGUUUGCUGAUUCAGAAGUUUUCCAACAUUAUAUAUCAAUAAAUUAUCUUUCUCGAGAGAUUUUCGAAGUUCUUAUGAUCGAUUUUUGUUACGACUCCCUGUUCUCAAACAAGAAUUUCAUAAUGUGAGCUUUCAAUUGAAUUCGGGCGAUUGUUUAGUGCUUAUGUUCACAAAAGGUUAGUGAGAUUUUGAGAAGAAAAAAUUUCGCAAUCUUUCUAAAUUUAGAAUCUGAGAUGAUCAGUUUGUUAGAAGUUAUUGCUGGCGUUUCCAAGAAGAGUAAAUUAAUUGGAGAUAUAUUUAUAAAUGGACAUCGAAUGACAAGAGAUCGAUUAGAAAAAACAAUUGCAUAUGUGAAACCAAUCACGAGACCAAAAUAUCUAACUGUUCGACAAUUUUUGAUAAUACAGUCUCAACUUAAUCCACCAGCUACUCAAAAAUAUGGUGGUUCUCAACAUUUGGUUAGUUUAUUUUUUUUUUAAUCAAAAAAAGUAAACAAAAAAUUGUAGGUGAAUCGUUUGAUAACUGAUUUAUCAUUAGUUCAAGUUUGUGAUAUUUCAUGUAGUCGAGUUAAUCGAUCACAAUGGACAAGAAUUCAAAUUGCGAUUCAUUUAAUUCGGGAUCCAUAUAUUCUUCUGAUUCCUGAUAUUUUGAAAGAUAUUGAUUUUCAUGAUCAAUGUUUUAUAAUUGAUUAUCUUCGAACAUGGGCCAACAAAACUAACAAAAUAGUGAUUCUUGCACAUUUUCCAACAAGCAUUGAUGUUCUGAAAAUGUUUUCCAAAACACUUCUUUUGGCAUCUGGACGUGUUAUAUUUUUAGGAACACCAAAAGAAUUACCAGAAUAUUUCGAAAAUAUAGGAUGUCCUUGUCCAAAAUUCAAAAACCCUUGUGAUUAUUAUGUCGAUUUAGUGACACAUGAUAAUUUGACGAGUGAAGCAUCAAGAGAAUCUUCUAUUCGAAUAUCACGACUUGUUAAUAAAUGGAUGUUAAUUGGGCAAAUAUUUGAAAAAGGUUCAAUUGGAAAAGUAUUGUUAGAUUUACCAAAACCAAGUAUUAUUGCGCAGAUUGUAGCAGUUGUUUCUUAUUAUGUAUUAAAUGUUUGGAAUGAUUUAACAACUCGCCUUUUGAGUUUAUUUGGCAUAUUUACUUUAUCAACAAUAUUAUCGAUUUAUAUUUCUGAUCUAUCUUUGAUAUUACCUGAUGCUUUCCUCAAUCGGAAUAUUUUUAUCGAUUAUGUUGGAAUGUUUUUUUCCAAUUAUUCUAGGAUUGAUAAAUAUGAGAAAUGCAAUCGAUCUUGA